UGACUGAGUUUGUGCGUCGUCAUCGCCGCUGAUGUCUCUGCUGCUGGUAUUUGUUUUUCGGUUCUCGGGUGCGGUUAUAUAAGUAGUGUGUGCCGGUCACAUUUCCGAACUAUUCUGCUGCGGGAGCUUGCCGCGACCAAGCGCAAAAUACGGGUCAGUGUGUGAUCGACGAACGAAGCGUACCAAUCAUGCCAAGCUAUUGCCUCAUCAUCGCGCUAAGCCUUCUGGGAUUGGUGGCGGCUAAGUCUUCGGACGGAGAUCGAGACCAGUGGGCCUGGCGAUCCUCCAAUCGCAGGGAGCGCUCCUUUCGGGACAUCGAUCGCAGCGGCCCCAUAAGGAAUUCGUACGACGAAAAGCUGAGGCGGGAGCCCACGACUCGAAGACCUUUUCCCGGAGAACCGGAGAAUGAUGAGAUAGAGGAUUACGCCGAUGUGGAGCCCACCAGGUCACCGGACACUCCCAACGUAGGUACCCGCCAGUAUAAUCCAUAUGGUGGUCAGAGCACUGCCGGGCAGUUCGGAGGACUGGGAGGGUAUAACGGCAACCCCGGCGUGCUAGUGGGACCUGGAGGACCCACUGGAAUCAUAGGGAGACCGCAGCUGUACCCUGCUCCUUAUCAGCCGGGCUAUGGCGGAUUCUCUGGAGCCCAAAGCGGCAUUGGUGGAUAUCCAGGCGGAUACGGCGGCGUAGGCCAGGCACUUCCCGGAGCUGUAUUCCCCGGAGCCAACGUGGGUGGUGGCUUCAAUAGCUUCCCCAGCAAUGGACUUGGCCUUAACCAGUUCCCUAGCAAUGGACUUGGCCCUAUCCAGUUCCCUAGCAAUGGACAAUACCCUUACGGUUCCUAUCCGGGUGGCGACUACGGUGGUAACCAGUUCGCGGGCGCAGCUGCCCAAUUCCCAGGACUGGCGCAGUAUCCCGCAAACCAACAGUUUGGAGGACCUCAGUACACCGAGGGCUAUGGUCUGGCAGGCGGCUUGGGCUUAGGUCAACUGGGAGUUGGCAACGGGGGACAAGGAUACGGCGGCAGUUUUCCACCGCUAGGUGGCUUCGGCUACGAUGAGAAAUCGCCAGCUGUGGCCGAGGGCAAAAGCGCUAAGAGUGUGGCAGCGUCACCCGGUAAAGUGAAUGAUAAGCUCAGUAAGAAGGUCUAGAACCUCUCGUUUAGAAGUGGAAGAAGAUAUGUUAAAGAUAUCGAACUGAAGCGAUUACUUUCCUACUCAUCCAUCCUGCGACCACACAGAUCUGCAGUCGAUUUAAAAAUUCCUGAAUCCUUGUUUCAUUCUCUUAGGCUGAGUUGUAAGUAGUCACCUUACUGUAGGCAUAGUUUACGAUAGAUUAAGCAAAUAAAUUUGCAUGU
Drosophila erecta is the source of this 1357-nucleotide messenger RNA. Its product is annotated as spidroin-2. The coding region runs from base 189 to 1151 and encodes 320 amino acids. The transcript has a single exon. NCBI's taxonomy places the organism in Eukaryota, Metazoa, Arthropoda, Insecta, Diptera, Drosophilidae. The record is from RefSeq and is a predicted model, not a curated record.